AUGUACAAGCAAUGGACCUAUUGCAGUCGCAGCAGUCAACCCUUUUUGGAUAAGAUUGACGGACUACGCGCAAUCGGCGCGGGCACUCUAGUAGAACUACCGCAACUGAUUGUGUGUGGUAACCAGUCCGGCGGUAAGAGCUCGGUGCUCGAAGCUAUCACCCGGGGCGUGUCGAGAACUAACGAAGAGGAACACCUGAAACGCCGCAAUCUUACGACCGACGACGCCGUUCUCAACGGCCUUGAUUUACCUGCGCUGAUUGAGCAAGCUAAGACACGCAUGCGUAUUCAUGAUAGUGAUUCUACCAACUCGGGUUUCACUGAUAAAGUGUUGGAGGUCGAGAUCUGGGGUCCAGACAAGCCGGAGCUGAAGCUCGUUGAUCCCCCGGGGUAUACUAUGCUACCAGUCGCGACCAGGGCGACCAGGGCGAGCAAGGUGAGCAAGUAUAUGAAGAACAACGGGGGUAUUAUCCCUGCCGUUAUUAGCGUGAAGAUGGAUUACUAUUUGCAGGAAGUGCUGAAUAUUGCGGAGCAUUUUGAUCCGAAACGCGAGCGGACUCUUGGUAUCAUCACGCAGCCCCGAUAUCUUCGAGACUGA
Molecule: messenger RNA, 597 nt
Organism: Monascus purpureus
Lineage: Eukaryota; Fungi; Ascomycota; Eurotiomycetes; Eurotiales; Aspergillaceae
Source: the annotation of a GenBank genome assembly